Messenger RNA from Ostertagia ostertagi, 1506 nucleotides. Lineage: Eukaryota; Metazoa; Nematoda; Chromadorea; Rhabditida; Trichostrongylidae. The record is from the annotation of a GenBank genome assembly.
AUGCCGAGGUGGCCUUUUCGUCUGAACAAGAAAUCGUACGCGUGGUUACAACACUACAAGAAACUCCGUACCUUUGUUAUCCAGCAGCAUGGCCUUGCUCAAAUGAACGAGCAAGCAAGUCGAUUCUUCUUGUUGUGGAGCGGUAGACCUGUGUCGUGUUCAUCAGCCCCACAUCUUCUUCGACGGUUCUUCAUUACGAUAAAUUGCGAAGAAAUGAAGAUCACCUGUAUUUCGGUAAGACACGCAAUUUCUGGGAGGAACUACGACGAAUCUUUGGAUCAUGAUAGGGCAAGAGACCUGAAGUCAGUUGAUCCCAACAUUGCCGCGCUGCUAGAUUCUUCCAAGGUGGCUAUGCAGUUGUCGGACGCGGAGGCAGAGGAGGAUUGUGGAGAACGCGAACCCUAUUCGGAGGACGAGGAAGAUGCUGCUGUGGCAUCCGAUUCCAGUGGAUACGUCCCCUCAAGGCCGACUCGUACCCCAGCCGUCACGCUCACCAGAAAUAACGACAAAGAUGCUGCCGAGUGCUCCGCCGCUAGAGCACGAAUUCGAGUCUCCACGAGAACCAGCUCCUUCGAUGGAGCAGAGGACACCGCCGAGAACGAUACCGGUGUACAAGCUUCCAGGAGCCCAUUCGAAUUCCUUGACGACGACGUUACCGAAGAGCACUCGUCGUCCGAGGUCUCCACUCAUUGGCGACUCAUUGCUCUCGACAGAGUGCACUGGCCAGCUAUGAGGCGGAGACAAAUGGUCGCUAGAGACGCUAACCUUGAUAGGUCCAACCCUCCGAUGACGGCUGAACGACUGCUAUUAUGGGUUGGUAUUCAGUCGAAACUACUUCUUCAAUUGGACACCACUCAUGGACUGGACAGUUUCGCAGCAUACAAAGCGAGCCGCAUUGUUAUGUGCCCUGAAAAUGCACAUAGAUACGAUCCCUCCAAUGAGGUCAUUCCAUUCGACGCGGAUAAUCAGCUGAGUAAGCUGCUCAUGGCAGCUUACGGAGAUGCAUAUCAUAGGAAGAGGAAAGCGUCGGUGGUGAUUGUGCUGAAACCGGCAGUCGGUAUCGCAGCAGUGGUACUUCUUGGUGAGGCCAUCUCACCAAGUUCACCACAAAGGUAUAGCUGUUGCGUGAGUUACAACGAGUCUGCACAGAGUUGCUAUGCGGUGAGCACUAUCCCCAUAAAUGCUUUAUUGAGCAAUCACACUUUCGAGGCUACAUCGUUUCAGGUUCGCAAAUGUCCGUUGAAUACCGAAGGACCAACCCUAAGCGAAGAGUUUUGCAGAGCAGAGCUGCUGCAUUUUAGGACCAAGAAUCAUGAUAUGUGGACGGACUUGUUGUACAAGAAGAACCUGGAGUUUUCGUAUGUUCUCAACAUCAUGCGCCAGUAUCACGCGCUCCAAAGUCUUUGUACAAAGAAGUUCACAAAUGACGGUGCUCAGCGCUCGAAUCCACGAUGGGAUACAAAAGCCGACCAACCACUGCUGAAGAAGCCACGAACGCGUUCUACA